Molecule: messenger RNA, 1639 nt
Organism: Harpegnathos saltator (Jerdon's jumping ant)
Lineage: Eukaryota; Metazoa; Arthropoda; Insecta; Hymenoptera; Formicidae
Exons: 6
Coding region: 757-1551 (264 amino acids)
Source: RefSeq, a predicted model, not a curated record
GAGAGUUACCCGAGGAGAAGAACCCGAUAGCGAAAGCGACCUCGAGAGCGCAUCCUGCGAACCAGGAAUAUGUCCGAACAUGACGUGGCGAGAUCUUACGGCGCGUGAUAUCGAGGACCGCUGGAAAUAAGAAAAAUACCGAACAUUUCUAACCUCUGGAUGGCACGUAUGAGAUCCGUCCUACGUUUCUCGCGCAUACCGCCGCGGACACGGACUUAUCCGCGAGAAUGUUCGAUAGGCCGUAGGGAGGGGGAGACGUGCUCACGCGCUGCGUCAUAAGUGUAUCCUUCACGAUGCGUCGCUCGAAAUCGUCUCUCGAAUGUAAAACCGUUCGCCGCCUCCGCGCAGGAACCUCCGUGCAGGAUAUGCACUCGUCUUGCCCCGCCAACUACUUCCGACCCGCGAGUUUGGGAGAGCCGUUACCGAUCGUACCUCACGAGACGACGAGAAUUCUGCGACCUGAGGAAGUGCAACGCCAAAGUCGGCACGAACUCGAGGCCCGAAUACGACUCCUCGCGCUCCUACAAUGUCGACCGUCUCGUUAGCAAAAUUCAAGAACUGGACAAGAGCGUUCAGGACCUCGAAAGAUCGAGAUACGACAAAGCGGAAAAAGUUGAGCAGAAGCGCUCGGUGCUGGAGCAGCCGGUGGAUACCGAGAUAACCGACUUGAAAGACGCUCACGACGCCACGGAGAGCUGCCUGCUGGACAUAGAAAGGAUCAGGGCGUUUUUGGGAGACGAGAGCUCCUGGUGGAAGAUGCUGAAGGAACAGUCGGUCAAUUGUUGCCAGGAAAAAUCGCCUCAUCUUCACGGGGUUUUGAACGGAUCAUCGGUUACUUUGAUGCUGCGCGAGGAAGGAAUCGACGAGGCACCGCGUCGUUUCACGUCCACGCCGAAGAAAGGAUCCAACGUCGCUUACUUCAGCUUCCGAAACUCCCGAGCUUCCUCGAGGGAACAGACGAGUGAAAUGAAAUGUGCCGAGCAGUGCACGGAUCCUCCUUGGGAGGAACGCGCGGACGAGUGUACGGUUCCGUGUUACAGCAUCGAUAUGAAAUCGACGUUGAUCGAAGUCGGGAGCAGCGAGAGGCAAGCAGAUCCGCAGACUCAGCGAUACGCCAAAACGGCUACGAGGAGCAAGCAGAAUACUGUUGCUUCGGAUAUUUGGACGGAGACGCGGGAAGGCAGGAGCGGCGAACAGAGAGCGCCGGAUCGGCCGUACAGGUCCAAGGAAACGCGCGACAGAUCGCAGGAGAGGAAAGAGAAAAGGACUGACAGGUCGAAUGUUGCGCCGCCGAGAGAAGUAUGGUACGGCCAAAACGCGGAGACAAUGUACGAGGACACGUCGAGGCCCCGGGAAACGUUCAGUAGCGAGAAUACCGGAAGCACCAAGCACAUCACCGUCGAUUUCACGUCGAACGUGGAUCUGAACGAGGACUUCCCGUCCAGAAGCGCGACGAGCCAUAAGCCACGAACGAAAAUGGUCACCGAGAAGAUCGUUUAUCGCGUCCAAAAGUCUCCGACGAGAGUUACCAAGACCAAAAGCAGGGACUGACGUUCGCAGGGUCGGCGCGCUAUUCAAGGACACGCGUAAAUCUCGCGGUUACUCCAGCUUGUACUCCAGAAAUGUAAUAAACGCCUAA